Eruca vesicaria subsp. sativa (arugula) is the source of this 1449-nucleotide messenger RNA. NCBI's taxonomy places the organism in Eukaryota, Viridiplantae, Streptophyta, Magnoliopsida, Brassicales, Brassicaceae. The record is from the annotation of a GenBank genome assembly.
GUUCAGCUUCUGAGAAAAAGGUUUUGUUUCGUACGUACGCAAAGGGGAGAAGCCUAGUUGGGGUGUGUGUUUUAAUCUCUUUGAGAGAAUGAAGUGUUUCUUAUUCCCUCUUGGUGACAAGAAAGAAGAACAGAGGAGUCCUAAACCGGUUUCACCCCUCUCUGACCGUGUUGGAUUCACCAAAACCGGAUCAGAUGGCUCUGGAACCAGCACGGUUUCGUCAUCCAACCCGAGCUUGCCCUCUAGAGAAAAUAGCCUCAGAGAGUUCACAGUUGCUGAUCUCAAACUCGUUACAAGAAACUUCAGCCGCUCUGUUAUGAUCGGUGAAGGCGGUUUCGGUCGUGUCUACUGGGGAACAAUCAAAAGCUUACAAGACCCUUCCAAGAAAAUCGAAGUCGCUGUUAAGCAGCUUGGCAAAAGAGGGUUACAGGGUCAUAAAGAAUGGGUGACGGAAGUUAAUUUUCUAGGGGUAGUUGAGCAUCCAAACUUGGUGAAACUGUUGGGUCAUUGUGCAGAAGACGAUGAACGUGGAAUCCAAAGGCUUUUGGUUUAUGAAUACAUGCCAAAUCAAAGCGUUGAGUUUCAUUUAGACCCUCGUUCACCUACUGUGCUUACUUGGGACCUAAGAUUGAGAAUAGCACAGGACGCAGCUAGGGGUUUAACAUACCUCCAUGAAGAAAUGGAUUUUCAAAUAAUAUUUAGAGAUUUCAAGUCCUCCAACAUUCUAUUAGACGAGGAUUGGAAAGCAAAGCUUUCAGAUUUCGGUUUGGCUCGCUUAGGUCCUGAACCAGGAUCAACUCAUGUUUCUACUGGUGUAGUAGGAACAAUGGGCUACGCAGCACCAGAAUAUAUCCAAACAGGUCGUCUAACAUCUAAAAGUGACGUGUGGGGUUAUGGAGUUUUCAUCUAUGAGCUAAUUACAGGAAGGAGGCCUCUAGACAAGAACAGGCCUAAAGGAGAGCAAAAGCUUUUAGAAUGGGUGAGACCUUACUUAACGGACACAAAGAGAUUCAGGCUCAUUAUAGACCCGAGGCUCGAAGGCAAAUAUUCGAUUAAACACGUCCAGAAACUAGCGGUUGUAGCCAACCUUUGCCUUACUAGGAACUCAAAGGCACGUCCAAAGAUGAGUGAGGUGUUGGAGAUGGUGACAAAGAUUGUUGAAGAUUCUUCGUCUAGGAAUGGUGGUAAGAAGCAGCAGCUGGUUCCGUUGAGGAGUCUAGGACCGUCUACAGACGUGGAAGAGAAGAAUAAGAAGGUUCUUGAUGGUAGUAGCGAAGGAGGUUGGUUAGAUAAGUUAUGGAACCCAAAGAAUGUAAGAGCUUGUUGAUUGGGGUAAAGUUUAAUAUAACCGUUGUACAUUAUAGCAUUUGCUUAGUUUAUGUAAACAAAUUCAGUUUGUUUCCUGUUUUGUUAAUUGAAUAUUUGUAACUUUUUUUUUGAAUAUUUCGC